AUGGCGGCAACGCAGGCCAUUGAGCUUCUACGCGUCACUAUCGACACCGUGUUGGCGGGACCGCAGGGCGAUGAACGGGGUGUAUUUCGCUGGGUUGUCUUGGGCCUAGCAGGUUUUAUUAUGGUGGUCUCCUGGUGUCUCUUGCGUCGUGUUUACAAGAGCUUCGGCUGGACAAUAUUUCGUCGCGGUGGGGCCAAACGUAGUGUGCGAGAAAUGUUCAGGAUGCACCAGCGCCACCGAGCCUGCAACCUCCUAGACGCCCAGUGCGCCUGUUUGCUGUUUGCCGCGCUCGUUUUUUUUUUGUCCAGAGUUUCCACAAGGGCGGCUCCUGGGUGUUGA
Messenger RNA from Trypanosoma conorhini, 339 nucleotides. RefSeq lists its product as uncharacterized. The record is from RefSeq and is a predicted model, not a curated record. The transcript has a single exon. The coding region runs from base 1 to 339 and encodes 112 amino acids. NCBI's taxonomy places the organism in Eukaryota, Euglenozoa, Kinetoplastea, Trypanosomatida, Trypanosomatidae.